Messenger RNA from Penicillium riverlandense, 213 nucleotides. RefSeq names its product transporter. The record is from RefSeq and is a predicted model, not a curated record. NCBI's taxonomy places the organism in Eukaryota, Fungi, Ascomycota, Eurotiomycetes, Eurotiales, Aspergillaceae. Bases 1 to 213 code for a protein of 70 amino acids. The transcript has 2 exons.
AUGUCGGCCUUUAUCAAUCCGUGGUUCAUCAGCAUCUGGGUUGAGAACUCUGGUAAUCCACUGCUCCUUAUUGGCGGAGAAUGCUGCUGGGCUUGGACCUUUUCGGCACAAGCGAUCGUUUGCACCUUCGGCCUGAUCCCGGUGUAUGUACUGCUGCACCGAUACGGCGGUCGGAUGCGAAAGCCGCUCUAUCUGGUGGCUGUGUCGAGUUGA